Orycteropus afer afer is the source of this 1716-nucleotide messenger RNA. NCBI's taxonomy places the organism in Eukaryota, Metazoa, Chordata, Mammalia, Tubulidentata, Orycteropodidae. The record is from RefSeq and is a predicted model, not a curated record.
AUGGCAAGUCCAGAUGAAAGUAACCGGAAAAUAUUAAAAGCCAAGAAAACAAUGCCUCGAAGUUGCCGGAAGCAAGUAGAACUCUUAAAUAAGUCAAAGAAUGUUGAAACAGUGAAAACAGCAAUAUUUGGGAAUAAUGUACCAAGUGGUAAUCAGAAUUUAAGUACUGGUGUCAUACAGAACAAAUGUAGACAUUUUGAAAAUGAUCCUUCCUCAUUGGACUCUAGCAAAAAUUCCGUAUGCUCCCAGAAUAGUAAAGUAUUUCCUCAGAAAUUAAUAGAACCAGUUAAAAAAAUAGUUAAUUCAGAAAUAACAUUGGAAAAUGUUGAUGAAGAAGUUGUGGGCCCUUACCAAAAGCCAGGUAAAACAAUAUAUUCUCUCAGGAAACCGUUAAUGGAAGAGGCAAAAGAUUCACAGAAUACUUCUGAAAAUCAUUUUAAGAGUCAGGCAAAUAUAACAAUAUCCAAUUUGGAGCUGCACAAAGGGGAUUGUAAUAAAAAAUCGAUUUGCUAUUUACCUAAUAAAUUGAGUGGUAUAGUUCAAAUACCAAAGUAUACAGUAACCAGUACCAUGGAUGAUAAAGGAAGUGACAAGAUGGCUUCCUGUUCAGAAACAAACUCCAAGUCAGAGUCCCAGGAUAAUAGUCAAAAUAGCAACAGUUUAAAUUCAGACUCACAGUUUGUGUAUGUUGAGAAAACACCUAACUUGAUGAAUUCAGUAAGUUCCAGCAACUAUUCUGCUGACGUUUUGAAAACUGAAGAAUCUAGUAGAACUUGUCAUUCCAGCAUUUCAGAUUGUGGGAGUACAGACUCACUGUGGCAUUCAUCUCUAGACAUUGAAGUUACUAACAGUAAGUGCCAUAAUCGAAAGAAGAGGAUGCUUUCAGAAAACAAAGAGAAUGUUAAGCGGAUGAAAACUUCAGAACAGAAUAAUGAAAAUAUUAGUGUAGCUGUGAAAGAGGAAAGAACAUUGCUGGAACAGGUCAGACAUUUGAUUCAACGAGAGCUCUGUAGUAUAAAUUACAAAAUAUUUGAUAACAAACUGAAAGAAUUGAAUGAACGCAUUGGGAAGACACAGUGCAGGAAUAAACAUGAAGCAAUAGCUGAUAAACUCUUUGCAAAAAUAGCAAAACUUCAAAGACGUAUUAAAACAGUAUUAUCUCAAAGGAAUUGUUUGGAACCAAACAUGUUAACCAGUAAUGUAGCCUGUAAGGUUGAAAGUCCAGUCUCCUCCCUGGAGUCACCUUCGAAAGCUGUUGUAAACUCAAAAGAAACAACUUCAGUGGCACAAAUUGCUGCCCAGGUUCCUGAGUCCUUUGAGCACCUGCCACCUCUCCCAGAACCACCAUCACCGCUACCUGAGCUGGUAGACAAAAUUCGAGACACACUUCCUCCCCAGAAGCCUGAGCUCAAAGUCAAACGAGUGCUGAAACCCAGGGGCAUUGCCCUGACUUGGAAUAUCACCAAAAUCAAUCCCAAAUGUGCUCCUGUGGAAAGCUACCACCUCUUCCUCUGCCAUGAGAGCCCUAAUAAUAAGCUGAUUUGGAAGAAAAUUGGAGAAAUUAAAGCUUUGCCACUCCCUAUGGCCUGUACUUUAUCUCAGUUUUUAUCAUCCAACAAAUACUAUUUUACUGUACAAUCGAAAGACAUUUUUGGACGAUACGGACCAUUUUGUGAUAUAAAAUCUAUCCCUGGGUUUUCUGAAAAUCUUACCUAA